This is a messenger RNA of Apaloderma vittatum (bar-tailed trogon), 2568 nucleotides long. It is a transcript of the gene CDCP1, whose product is annotated as CUB domain containing protein 1. The record is from RefSeq and is a predicted model, not a curated record. NCBI's taxonomy places the organism in Eukaryota, Metazoa, Chordata, Aves, Trogoniformes, Trogonidae. The transcript has 9 exons. The coding region runs from base 1 to 2568 and encodes 855 amino acids.
AUGUUUGCUGUGGGAGGGACCCUGAUUGUGAAAUGUGCUUUUCCACCUUCAUUAACCAGAGCCAAGACUGAAGAGCUGCUCAGACACGCUCCAAGAUUCUGUCCUCUUGCUGGCAUACAUCAAGGUUCCUUCACAAUCGCUCUUAGUAAGGUGGACAACGUCACAGUUAUGAUUAAACUGAAGCCUCGUGUUUCACCAGGCUGUCAAAUCCGUGUUAAAUAUGCCAUCAGGUCUGAACUCAAGAUAAAGCCAGGGGAGAAUGUGACUUUUACUUUCACUUGUAAUACUCCAGAGAAGUAUUUCAUCAUGGAAAUCCGGAAAAAUAUUGACUGCGUGUCAGGCCUGUGUCCCUUUGGAGAUGUUCAUCUUUACCCAAUGGGGCUACCUCGCCUCAACAGGACUUUUGUCUGGGACGUGAAGGCGAGUACAAAGGCCGGACUCGAACUGAAGUUUUCUACCCCGUGGCUAAGACAGAUUGAGCCGGGAGAGACGUGCCCCGAUUCCGUUCGCUACAACAUCAACAGCUGCGUCGAUACGGCCACGGUCAACAUCGGCACCUUCUGCAGGAACGGCUCGGUGUCACGCAUCAAGCUACUGGGUGGAGUCAUCAUGUCUCUGCACCUCUCCUGGGACUCGCCUCUCACCACCUCAGGCUUCAACAUCGCUAAUAGGGCUUCCAUCAAACGAUUAUGCAUUAUUGAAUCCGUUUUGAAUGGGGAAUCUUCAGUCACCCUGAUGUCCCCAAAUUACCCACUGGCCUUCCCAGAAGACGAGCUCAUGACGUGGCAGUUUGUGAUUCCUUCCAACCUGAGAGCGAGCGUGUUUUUCCACAACUACAGCCUCUCCAACUGCGAAAGGAAAGAGGAGAGGGUGGAGUACUACAUCCCCGGUUCCCUCAGCAACCCGGAGGUGUUCAAGCUGAGCGACAGCCAGCCUGCCAAUAUCGCUGGCAGCUUCAACCUGUCCCUGCAAGGCUGCGACCAAGAUGCCCAGAACCCAGGUGUCCUCCGCUUGCUCUUCCAAGUCAUCGUUCAGCACCCACAGGUCAAUGAGAAUGUCACCCAUGUGGUUGACCUGAGCAAGGAGCGGAACAUGACUGUGACGAUACACUUCGAAGGGUGGCCCAACCGCCUCCCGCUCACAUCCGAACCGAUGUGCCUGAUCUGUAAGGAUCCUCGCACCUGCGACCGCGUCUUGACUUUAAUGUCUGGCACCACGUACAAGAUCUCUUUUCUGUGCAAGGACUUGUCCCGGCUGAGGAUCACAGCUGAAAAAGGCAUAAGCUGUGUUGAUCUUCGGUGGUGCCAGAGGAAGAUCUAUUCCCUUGUGGUGCCCAAGGCCAUUACCCAAUUGCCAAUCCGUCUGCAUAAGUUUAUUUGGAAAAUCCUGGCUCCCGACCUGAUCAACGUGGAAAUUACAUCUCCAUCCUUGAAACUUCAGCAGCAUGUCCCAGAGCAGAGGUGCAACACAAGCUACAGUUACGGCAUCGUGAGUGCCACCCCGGAGACGGAGUUGAAUGUUGGUGUUUUCUGUCCUGGUGGAUCUAUUGAAAAGAUUCAGAUGAGGAAUAAUAUCACUGUAUCUUUAAAAACCUUUGGUAAAGGAUUCCUCAACGAGUCAGACCAUCAAGAUCUGAAAAUGUCUUUUGUGCCACAUAUUAAAGAUGAGUGUAUUUUCACCGUGAGUCCAGAUCCAAAAGCUAAAGUUUACUUGCAGACCCCCAACUGGCCGUACGGUCUGCCUCCCUAUGUCUCUGUCUCCUGGUACGUCGUCAUCCCCAGCAAGCAGGUCGCCCGCCUUGGGUUCUCCAAGGACCGAAUGGGCAUCUCUUGCGAGACGGGCCGUGCCUACGUCAACAUAAAGGAGGAGGCACCAGGGGCAGAGGAGACCGUACGCCGCGAGGACGAGCUGCUGCCCCAGCCUCGAGAUAUGUACCAUGACUUCUGGGUGAAUGUCUCCAACUGUAAACCCGUGGAGGGGACGCAGCUGACCUUGCAGUUUUGGGUGACUUUGGCUGACAAGUCGAUUGACCUAGGAAUGAUCGUCGCUGUGGUGGCCGGGGCCGGAGUUCUCGUGGCUAUCGUACUGACCGUGUGCUGCGUUAAGAAGAAGAAGAAGAAAAUCCAGAGUCCCGCAGUGGGAGUGUACAACAUGAAUGUGAAUACCCAGGUGCCUAGAAAACAAGGCUUGUUCACAAAAGGGAGGAAAACCAACGAGUCGCAUGUCUAUGCAGUUAUUGACGAUGCUAUGGUCUAUGGGCACUUGUUGAAGGAAUCCAACGGCUCAGUCACUCCAGAAGUCGAUGUGUACCGGCCUUUUGAUGGACCCGUUGGUAGCUUGCCACCUUCGCCACCUCCCUUCUUUAGAAAAGACAUUAAACGCUCUUCUAACACAGAGGAGCCCCCAUCUCUGACAGACACAGACCAUGACACUUACACAUUUGCUCAUCAGAAAUUGGGGCUGUCAGAGGACAAUGGGGAUACAAAUGAAAAGAAUGAUGGAGAUACAAGUGUGUCCUUGCUGGAAAAUAAGGAACAAGAUGAUUCAGUAAUGUUAAAAGAGGCAUAG